GAAAGAAGUAACACCAUGUCUCCCUUCACCGUGUUCGCCCUCUGCCUCCAGCUCUGCCUGAUUCAGUCCGUGCUGAGCGGUUCAAUCAAAAGCAGCUACAGCUCCGGCAGUAGCUGCGGCUCGUACGGCGGGGAGGGCUGCGGACAGGUGGGCGCGGCCGGCAACAUCGACGCGUGCGGCAAAACCUGCGUCGAGGGCUCCGUGCCCGUGCUCGGCUCCGUCUGCUUCGGCGGCUGCGCGCCCGCCUGCGGCUCCGUCUCCAUCUGCGGAAAAUGCUGCGGAUGCGGAUGCAAGUAA
Molecule: messenger RNA, 297 nt
Organism: Cydia amplana
Lineage: Eukaryota; Metazoa; Arthropoda; Insecta; Lepidoptera; Tortricidae
Product: chorion class high-cysteine HCA protein 12-like
Exons: 3
Coding region: 16-297 (93 amino acids)
Source: RefSeq, a predicted model, not a curated record